Messenger RNA from Bombina bombina (fire-bellied toad), 9956 nucleotides. RefSeq names its product teneurin transmembrane protein 4 (gene TENM4). The record is from RefSeq and is a predicted model, not a curated record. The transcript has 31 exons. NCBI's taxonomy places the organism in Eukaryota, Metazoa, Chordata, Amphibia, Anura, Bombinatoridae. Gene Ontology annotation, cellular component: membrane; neuron projection. Bases 1 to 8472 code for a protein of 2823 amino acids. Gene Ontology annotation, molecular function: cell adhesion molecule binding; protein heterodimerization activity; protein homodimerization activity. Gene Ontology annotation, biological process: neuron development; signal transduction; heterophilic cell-cell adhesion.
AUGGAUGUGAAAGAAAGAAAACCGUACCGAUCCCUAACUAGGCGCCGUGACACUGAGAGACGUUACACCAGCUCCUCGGCUGACAGUGAUGAUAACAAAAUACCCCAGAAGUCUUACAGCUCCAGUGAGACUCUGAAAGCCUACGACCAAGACUCAAGGAUCUGCUAUAGCAAUCGUGUUAAAGACAUGGUCCACCAGGAGAUAGAUGAAUAUUGUCGAACAGGUGGCAACUUUACAUUGCAUGAAUUGGGUUUUGGAGAAGUGACUCCACCUCAUGGGACACUUUACAGAACUGACAUUGGUCUGCCCCAUUGUGGAUACUCUAUGACUGGUGAAAAUGAUGCAGACACAGAAGCUGACACCGUUUUAUCACCAGAACACCCAGUGAGACUCUGGGCUCGAAAUACCAAGUCAGGGAGGAGUUCCUGCUUGUCGAGCAGAGCUAAUUCUAACCUGACACUCACAGACACUGAGCACGAGAACACAGAAAAUGGUCCUCCCUUGCAUUGUUCAUCUGCUUCAUCUACCCCUAUUGAGCAAAGCCCUUGCCCUCCCCCUAGCCCAGGAGCCAAUGAAAGCCAGAGGAGGCUACUAGGCAGUGCUGGGGCCAGGCCUGGCCAGGAUUCAGACUCAGACGGAGACUUUGUCCCUAAUACAUUCUUAGCAAAAAGUGGUGCAGGUAACGUUUGUGCCCCUGCACACAAAACUGAUCUGCCACUGGGUCUGCAAAACCAUUUAAGACUAAGGACGCCUCCACCGCCAUUGUCACACAGUUCCAACCCUCACCAUGCAGCUUCCAUCAACUCCCUGAACAGGGGAAAUUUCACCCCACGUAGCAACCCUAGUCCCGCCCCCACGGAUCACUCUUUGUCAGGAGAGCCACCAGGGGGAGUCCCAGAGCCCCUCCAUGCUCAGGACAGCUGGCUCCUCAACAGUAACAUCCCCCUGGAGACCAGAAACAUAGCAAAGCAGACAUUCCUAGAGACAUUGCAGGACAACUUCAUAGAGAUGGACAUUCUCACCACUUCCCGACAUGACGGUGCAUACAAUGAUGGGCAUUUCCUUUUUAAGCCCGGAGGCACGUCUCCCCUCUUUUGUACCACCUCCCCAGGCUACCCCCUGACCUCCAGCACGGUCUACUCCCCGCCUCCCAGACCGCUCCCCCGUAGCACUUUCUCCAGACCAGCCUUCAACCUGAAGAAGACAUCUAAAUAUUGCAACUGGAAAUGCGCCGCUCUCAGUGCCAUUAUUAUCUCGGUCACCCUGGUGAUCCUCCUGGCAUAUUUCAUUGCCAUGCACCUGUUUGGCCUAAACUGGCACCUGCAGCCGAUUGACGGGCAGAUGUAUGAGAUCACAGAAGACAGAGCGAGCAGUUGGCCAAUGCCAACGGACGUCACCUUGUACCCCUCAGGGGGAACAGGUUUUGAUUUACCUGACCGGAAAGGCAAAGGAACAAGUGAAGUAGGAAAGCCAAGCAGUCUGUUUCCUGAUGAUAGUUUUAUUGACUCUGGAGAGCUUGAUGUUGGCCGACGAGCAACUCAGAAGAUUCCACCUGGUAUAUUUUGGCGAUCUCAGGUCUUCAUAGAUCAUCCUGUGCACCUUAAGUUCAAUGUGUCCCUUGGCAAAGCUGCUCUUGUUGGAAUAUACGGCAGGAGAGGCCUCCCUCCUUCACACACACAGUUUGAUUUUGUGGAGCUACUAGAUGGAAGGCGACUUCUAAGUCAGGAGGCGCGAGGCUUGGAAGGUCCUCAAAGACUUCACAGGGGAGUUGUACCACUGGCCAGUCAUGAAACAGGAUUUAUCCAAUACUUGGACUCUGGGAUUUGGCAUCUGGCAUUUUACAACGAUGGCAAAGAGACAGAAGUGGUUUCUUUUCUUACAACAGCAAUCGAAUCGGUGGACGACUGCCCAAGCAACUGCUAUGGAAAUGGUGAAUGUGUCGCUGGAAGUUGUCGCUGUUUUCUGGGCUUUCUGGGACCAGACUGUGGCAGAGCAUCGUGUCCCGUAUUGUGCAGCGGCAAUGGGCAGUACAUGAAGGGACGUUGCUUGUGCCACAGUGGCUGGAAAGGCGCAGAAUGUGAUGUUCCCACGAGCCAGUGCAUAGAUGUAUCCUGCAGUAACCAUGGCACAUGUAUUAUGGGAAUCUGCAUCUGCAACCCUGGAUACAAGGGAGAAAACUGUGAGGAAGUGGACUGCAUGGACCCAACUUGCUCUGGACGUGGGGUGUGUGUUCGAGGGGAGUGUCAUUGUGCAGUCGGCUGGGGUGGUCCAAGCUGUGAGAAUCCCAGAGCUACCUGCUUAGAUCAGUGCUCUGGACAUGGGACCUUCCAGGCAGACACUGGUGUUUGCACUUGUGACUCCAACUGGACUGGCCAUGACUGCUCUAUAGAGAUCUGUGCAGCUGACUGUGGCGGACAUGGGACAUGUAUUGGAGGAAGCUGUCGCUGUGAUGAAGGCUGGAUGGGCACCGCGUGUGAUCAGCGAGCAUGUCACCCGCGCUGCAAUGAACACGGGACAUGUCGGGAUGGGAAAUGUGAAUGCAGUCCGGGCUGGAAUGGAGAGCACUGCACUAUUGAGGGCUGUCCUGGCUUGUGUAACGGGAAUGGAAGAUGCACGUUGGAUAUGAACGGGUGGCACUGUGUAUGUCAGCUUGGCUGGCGAGGGACAGGAUGUGACACUUCCAUGGAAACAGCCUGCGGGGAUGGCAAGGAUAACGACUCAGAUGGCUUGGUGGACUGUACGGACCCUGACUGCUGCUUACAGGCUUUGUGUCACACAAACGCUCUGUGCCUGGGCUCGCCAGACCCUCUCGAUAUUAUCCAGGAGACGCAGGCCCCCGUGCCACAGCAGAACCUGCAGUCUUUCUAUAAUCGCAUUAAGUUCCUGAUAGGCAAGGACAGCACACACUUCAUCCCAGGAGACAACCCCUUUGAAGGAGGACAUGCCUGCGUCAUCCGUGGACAAGUAAUGACAGUGGAUGGAACACCACUAGUGGGAGUGAAUAUAAGCUUUGUCGGGACACCACUUUGGGGCUACACCAUCAGUAGACAAGACGGAAGCUUUGAUCUUGUUACAAAUGGUGGCAUUUCCAUUACGCUUCGUUUUGAACGGGCUCCAUUUAUUACUCAAGAGCAUACACUCUGGUUGCCAUGGGAUCGCUUUUUCGUCAUGGAAACUAUAACAAUGCGGCACGAGGAGAACGAGAUUCCCAGCUGCGACUUGAGCAGCUUCGCCCGUCCGAACCCGGUUCUGUCUCCUGCUCCACUUACGGCAUUUGCCAGUUCAUGUUCUGAAAAAGGUCCCAUUGUUCCCGAAAUCCAGGCUCUACAGGAGGAAAUAACCAUUCCUGGAACUAAAAUUAAAUUAAGUUACUUGAGCAGCCGGAACUCUGGAUACAAAUCAGUCCUGCGGAUCAGUUUGACCCAUCCUACAAUCCCGUUUAACUUGAUGAAAGUUCAUCUAAUGGUGGCAGUUGAAGGUCGUCUUUUCAGGAAGUGGUUUGCUGCAGCUCCCGAACUUUCCUACUUUUUCAUCUGGGAUAAGACGGAUGUCUACAGCCAGAAGGUGUAUGGGCUCUCAGAGGCUUUUGUUUCUGUGGGUUACGAAUAUGAAUCCUGCCCAGACCUGAUACUGUGGGAGAAAAGGACGGCUGUGCUCCAGGGUUAUGAGAUCGAGGCUUCUAAGUUAGGUGGAUGGUCCGUGGACAAACAUCAUUCUCUUAACAUACAAAGUGGCAUCCUGCACAAGGGUAAUGGAGAGAACCAGUUCAUCUCUCAGCAGCCCCCUGCGAUAGGAAGCACUAUGGGUAACGGACGACGGCGGAGCAUUUCCUGCCCCAGCUGCAAUGGCCUUGCUGAUGGUAAUAAGCUCCUCGCUCCAGUUGCCCUGACUUGCGGGUCUGAUGGAAGCCUUUAUGUUGGAGAUUUUAACUACAUCCGAAGAAUCUUCCCCUCAGGAAACGUCACUAGCAUUUUGGAGUUAAGCCACAGCCCAGCACAUAAAUAUUACCUGGCGACAGAUGCUAUCACAGGCUCUAUCUUGCUCUCUGAUACCAACAGCCGACGUGUCUAUAGGAUCAAAUCUACGGUGGUGGUGAAGGACGUUGUGAAGAACUCAGAGGUUGUGGCGGGGACUGGGGACCAGUGUCUUCCUUUUGAUGACACACGAUGCGGGGAUGGCGGUAAAGCCACGGAGGCUACACUCAACAACCCACGAGGAAUCACAGUGGACAAGUUCGGACUGAUAUAUUUUGUUGAUGGCACUAUGAUCCGGCGGAUUGACCAGAACGGUAUCAUCUCAACCCUACUGGGCUCCAAUGACCUGACCUCAGCGCGACCCCUCAGUUGCGAUUCCGUCAUGGACAUCUCUCAGGUUCGUUUAGAAUGGCCAACAGACUUAGCUGUCAAUCCAUUGGAUAACUCACUUUAUGUCCUGGAUAAUAAUGUUGUGCUUCAGAUUUCUGAAAAUCACCAGGUGCGCAUUGUUGCAGGAAGACCAAUGCACUGCCAGGUACCAGGGAUUGACCAUUUUCUGCUAAGCAAAGUGGCUGUUCAUGCAACCUUGGAAGCAGCUACAGCGCUGGCUGUAUCUCAUAAUGGCAUUUUGUACAUCUCUGAAACAGAUGAGAAAAAGAUCAACAGAAUCAGACAGGUCACCACCAAUGGGGAAAUUUCAUUGGUCGCUGGAGCACCAAGUGGUUGCGAUUGCAAGAAUGAAGCCAACUGUGAGUGUUUUUCUGGAGAUGAUGGCUACGCAAAAGAUGCCAAACUAAAUGCUCCCUCAUCUCUUGCAGUCUGCGCUGAUGGUGAGCUUUAUGUGGCAGAUCUUGGAAAUAUUAGGAUACGAUUUAUCCGCACAAACAAGCCAUUCCUUAAUAGUCAAAACUUGUACGAGGUUUCUUCUCCGGUUGACCAGGAGUUGUACCUUUUCGACACUACUGGGAGACACGUUUACACUCAAAGCCUUAUUACCGGAGAUUAUCUCUUCAACUUCACAUAUACUGGUGAAGGAGACCUGACCCUCAUCACCGAUAACAAUGGGAAUACAUUAAAUAUAAGGAGAGAUUCAACUGGAAUGCCACUUUGGUUAGUGGUCCCUGAUGGUCAAGUCUAUUGGUUGACUAUAGGUACAAACAGUGCCCUUAAGAGUGUGUCAGCUCAAGGACACGAAUUGGCCAUGAUGACGUAUCACGGAAAUUCAGGUCUACUUGCAACCAAGAGUGAUGAAAAUGGAUGGACAACCUUUUAUGAGUAUGACAGCUUUGGGCGUCUGACCAAUGUCACAUUCCCAACGGGCCAAGUGAGCAGUUUUCGCAGUGACACUGACAGCUCAGUAAAUGUCCACGUUGAGACAUCAAAUAAAGAAGAUGUCACCAUAACGACCAAUCUGUCAGCCUCUGGGGCCUUCUACACAUUGCUGCAAGACCAAGUACGGAACAGCUACUAUAUUGGUGCAGAUGGCUCCCUCAGGCUUAUCCUGGCUAAUGGCAUGGAAGUGGCCCUGCAGACUGAACCUCACCUACUGGCUGGCACGGUCAACCCAACCGUUGGCAAAAGGAAUGUGACUCUCCCAAUAGACAAUGGACUGAACUUGGUAGAAUGGAGACAGCGCAAGGAACAAACAAGGGGCCAAGUCACAGUAUUUGGCCGCCGCCUUAGGGUGCACAACAGGAACCUGUUAUCUCUUGAUUUUGACCGUGUUACUAGAACGGAAAAGAUUUAUGACGAUCAUCGAAAGUUCACUCUGAGAAUUCUGUACGAUCCUGCGGGAAGGCCCAGCCUUUGGUCUCCAAGUAGUCGGUUAAAUGGAGUAAAUGUAACCUACUCCCCUGGGGGGCGUGUCGCCGGGAUUCAGAGAGGAACCAUGUCUGAGAGGAUGGAGUAUGAUCAAGCUGGAAGGAUCAUAUCCAAGACAUUUGCUGAUGGAAAAUCAUGGAGCUACACCUACCUAGAGAAGUCAAUGGUACUACUUCUUCAUAGCCAAAGACAAUACAUCUUUGAAUUUGAUAAGAAUGACCGUCUAGCUGCAGUCACCAUGCCCAACGUAGCACGGCAGACCAUGGAGACAGUUCGUUCCAUUGGAUACUACAGAAAUAUCUACAGACCUCCAGAGGGAAAUGCCUCUGUCCUUCAAGAUUUUUCAGAGGAAGGACAGCUUGUGCAAACACUGUACAUGGGUACAGGUAGACGUAUUAUUUAUAAAUAUGGAAAACUGUCAAAACUUGCUGAGAUCAUGUACGACACCACCAAAAUAGCAUUCACAUAUGAUGAAACAGCUGGUAUGCUUAAGACAGUCAACUUGCAAAAUGAAGGAUUUACCUGUACUAUCCGUUACCGCCAAAUAGGACCUCUAAUAGACCGACAAAUAUUCCGCUUUACUGAAGAAGGCAUGGUUAAUGCUAGGUUUGAUUACAAUUAUGAUAAUAGCUUCAGAGUCACAAGCAUGCAGGCUGUAAUCAGUGAGUCACCUCUGCCUAUUGAUCUGUACAGGUACGAUGAUGUAUCAGGGAAAACUGAACAGUUUGGUAAAUUUGGUGUGAUCUAUUAUGAUAUCAACCAGAUCAUCACUACAGCAGUCAUGACACAUACAAAGCACUUUGAUACCUAUGGAAGAGUAAAAGAGGUUCAGUAUGAAAUUUUUAGGUCCUUAAUGUAUUGGAUGACUGUACAGUAUGACAAUAUGGGAAGAGUAGUGAAAAAGGAACUGAAAGUAGGUCCCUAUGCAAACACAACAAGAUAUUCUUACGAGUAUGAUGCUGAUGGCCAACUGCAAACUGUGUUUAUUAAUGACAAACCUCUGUGGCGUUACAGUUACGAUCUAAAUGGUAAUUUGCAUUUGUUGAGUCCUGGAAACAGUGCCCGCCUCACGCCUUUGAGAUAUGAUCUCAGAGACCGCAUAACAAGAUUGGGGGAAGUUCAGUAUAAGAUGGAUGAAGACGGGUUCCUAAAACAGAGAGGAAAUGAUAUAUUUGAGUACAGCUCUGCCGGCCUUCUCAUUAAAGCCUAUAACAAGGGUAGCGGCUGGAGUGUAAAGUACCGUUAUGACGGUCUUGGAAGAAGAGUUUCUAGAAAGACAAAUUUUGGUCAACAUUUGCAAUUCUUUUAUGCUGAUCUUGCAAAUCCUACCAGAGUCACACAUUUCUACAAUCAUUCAAGUUCUGAAAUUGCUUCUCUUUAUUAUGACCUACAAGGUCAUCUGUUUGCCAUGGAGCUUAGCAGCGGCGAUGAGUUUUAUAUUGCAUGUGAUAACAUUGGCACGCCGUUGGCUGUCUUCAGUGGAACAGGACUUAUGAUCAAGCAGAUCUUGUAUACAGCAUAUGGGGAAAUUUACAUGGACUCAAACCCCGGCUUUCAAAUUAUUAUUGGCUACCAUGGUGGGCUGUACGACCCUCUCACUAAACUCAUCCACAUGGGUCGGCGAGAAUAUGAUGUGUUAGCUGGACGAUGGACAAACCCAGACCACGACAUUUGGAAACGUCUAAGCACCACCAACAUCAUGCCGUUCAAUCUAUAUAUGUUCAAGAACAACAACCCAGUCAGCAGUGCCCAGGACACCAAAUGUUAUAUGACAGAUGUGACGAGCUGGCUGCUCACUUUUGGAUUUCAGCUGCACAAUGUGAUCCCCGGCUUCCCCAAGCCAGAUAUCGAUGCUAUGGAGCCGUCGUACGAACUUAUCAACACUCAGAUGAAGACCCAGGAGUGGGACAACAGCAAGUCUAUCCUGGGAGUGCAGUGUGAGGUGCAGAAGCAGCUGAAAUCAUUUGUUACCCUGGAACGUUUUAGUCAGGUCUAUAGUUCCACCAUCGCAGGUUGUCGGCUGGAGAAGGAGAAUACAAAAUUUGCAUCCAUGGGUUCCAUCUUUGGGAAAGGCGUGAAGUUUGCAAUGAAAGAUGGCAGAGUCAGCACAGAUAUCAUUAGUGUAGCUAAUGAGGAUGGCAGAAGAAUUGCUGCAAUUUUAAACAAUGCCCAGUAUUUGGAGAACCUGCAUUUCACAAUUGAUGGAGUUGAUACUCAUUAUUUUAUUAAGCAGGGUCAGUCUGAGAAUGACCUCUCCAUACUUGGUCUCAGUGGUGGAAAAAGAACCUUAGAGAAUGGAGUCAACGUCACAGUAUCCCAAAUUAAUACAGUUCUUGGUACAAGGACUAGACGUUUCACAGACAUUCAGCUACAAUAUGGCACCCUGAGCUUGAAUACACGCUACGGGACCACAUUGGAUGAGGAGAAAGUCCGUGUUUUGGAACUUGCCAGGCAGAGGGCAGUUUCUCAGGCAUGGCUUAAAGAGCAGCAAAGACUGCAAGAUGGGGAGGAGGGUCUCCGCUUAUGGACAGAAGGAGAAAGGCAACAGAUUCUCAACACAGGGCGGGUUCAAGGCUAUGAUGGCUACUUUGUGAUUUCAGUGGAGCAGUACCCAGAACUCUCAGACAGUGCUAAUAACAUCCAUUUUAUGAGACAGAGUGAAAUGGGCAGAAGGUGACAUAAAGGGUAGAUCUGUUGACUUCUUGCCAAAGACAGCUACUGUUGUGGCCACAUACCUGAACUGUGUUGUAAUCAACCAUUUUUUUAAUGGAUACGAAAGAAGAAAUGAUAUGUUGUUGCGUUGUUGCAUUCCAACUCAUGCAACGUUUCCAUCACUCUCCUUUUUUUUUUUUUUUAAUAAAUUUGGCAUUCACACAUUUUGCAAUGAACAGAAGGUGUUUUGCUGUAGUGUGAUUUCAUUGAGAUUGACUGUUUUUUUUUUUUGUUUGUUUUGUUUUUUCCCCUUGUUCGGGAAUUAAGUGAGGAAUGUCAACGUGCGUUAGCAGGUACUCUGUGUGAAUUGCAAAAGGGAUGUCCGUGAUAAUCAUCUUAACCCUUUAUCAGUGGAUGCAGGGGACAGCUCGCCUUGCAGAAAAAAAGAAAUCUCUUCAGCUCUACCUUAAGAACUGAAUUUGCCUUGAUUUAACCAAAAUCAAUCAUAUCAUUUACUUUGUCUUUCACAAUACAGUAUGUGGCGGGACAAACCUCUGUCCCAACGUAUUGCUUGUGUUGCAUUUCAAUUGCAAAUUAUAGUAUUUUCCAACAGGUUUGGAUAAGUAAGGACUGGCUAAGCUUUUUAUGUGCGUUUAUGGACACACUCAAAUGGGCAAAUGCAACCCACCUUGUAAAAGUUACUAAUUGAAUUGUGUGCCUCUAGAUAACAACAGUACCUUUUCCAUUUUCACUUGGGAUAUUAAGUGUUUUGGGGCUACUAGUGCACAGAAAUUCAGUAGCAAAUGGGACCUAUAUGUUCAAUUGACCAAUUAAAUUGGUUUCCAUUAGGUAAGGCCCACCUGUUUAAUUUUAAACUGAAGCAUUUUGCUGUUUGUUGUACAGUUUCUUAUUUGUUGUUAAUGUCUGAUGUUCUGAUCUGAAUACAUUCUCUGUCCUUUUUUUUUAAAGGGGUCACCUCUCCUCAUUUUGGAUUGGAAGUCACUGUGUUAGUCACUCAGUAUGCUGCAUACGUCUCACAGGCUCAUUUAUAGUUAAAAGAGAACAAUCUUAUACACCAACGUCUCAGAUUACUAAUUGUAUCACUAAACAGAGAUGGUAAAAACCUACAUAUACAAAAUAUUUUCUUUCACACUGGUUAAUAAGAUGGGGGGGCUCAAGCGCAAAUUUCCAAAUGUGACUUAAUUUAUUUUCCACAACUCAGUUUGGUGAUAAAAUUACUAAACUGAGACAUCUGCUUACGUUUUGUUCCCGAAAGGUUGAUUACAGAUACGGUCCAUUUGCUGAGCCCGCAGAAAUCUGUAUUCAGUUACAAACGAGUCUCUGACAUCCUGUAUGCAAAGCACUGCUUCACAGAGAAAAAUCUUAUGUAGAUAUAGGGAUGGUCCAAAAAUCAUUCAGUCUCUCCCAUUUACGUGGGGGAAUCUAGAGAUGUAAUUUUGUACGAAAAAUGCCAAAAAAUGAUAAUAAAAAUAAAUAAAAAUGUAUAAA